CAUUUAACAGAUCAAAGAAGCCGGAUACAUUUUGCAUUGCGAUUUCGAAUUGUUUCUUUUUUUUAAAUUUAAGCAAUAAUACAAUGAGUGCACCAUUGUUUAACGUCUCUUUGAAUCAAAUUAAACGUGAUAUUCAGUUAACCCAAAUAGAAUGUAGAAAACGUGGUUUAACACACACUGCUGUUUGGUUGGCCGAAUUGAAAUUGGGCUUGGAUCCUGAUUUACUUAAAGAAAGUGCGUCGUUGUCAUCAUCGUCUUCAACCGAAAGUUUAUUGGAUGCAAUGAAAAAUUGCUAUACCGAUGGCAUUGCAGAAAAAGAACGUGAUGUUUACGAUUUAGCGCGAAACUAUUAUGAUGCACGUGAGUACGAUCGAGCUGCACAUAUUAUUCGUUAUGCAGAAUCACCGGUGCCGCGAUUUUUGUACUAUUACUGUAUGUAUAUGUCAAAAGAGAAAAAGCGACUGGAUAAUAUGACCGACAAAGCCAAUUUGAUUGAAUCCGGCCAAUUCCGUGAUUUAUCGGAUUUGAUGGUGAAACUUCGCAGUUUGCAUUCGAAACGGAAAUUGGAUGCAUUUUGCUUGUAUUUGUAUGGUGUCGUAUUGAAAAAACUUGAUCUCAAAGAAUUGGCUGUAACAGUUCUCGUUGAAUCUAUUAAUGCAAUGCCGACAUUGUGGUGCUCAUAUAUGGAGCUCGUACCACUGUUGGCCGACAAAGAUGAAAUCUACUCGGUCAACAUUCCGAAUCACUGGAUGAAAGCCAUCUUUCUGGCUCAUGCACACGUCGAACUGCUGUUGAGCGACAAAGGAAUCAAGCUGUACAAUGAAUUACAAAAAUCUGGUUUCAAGAAUUCAACAUACAUGGUGGCACAGAUUGGAAAAGCAUUUCAUAAUAAACGAAGCGUUGAAAAAGCCAUCGAACAAUACGAAGUACUGCAAGAUAUGGAUCCAUAUCGUUUGGAUAACAUGGACAUUUACUCGAAUCUGUUGUUCGUGAAAGAAAUGAAGAAGGAAAUGUCUGAAUUGGCACAUAAAGCCAUGGAAAUCAAUAAAUAUCGACCGGAAACCUGCUGUGUCAUUGGUAACUAUUACAGUAUUCGGUCCGAUCAUACAAAAGCAGUUGUAUACUUUCAACGUGCACUAAAAUUGGAUCCAACCUACCUAUCGGCGUGGACGCUAAUGGGUCAUGAAUUUAUGGAAAUUAAGAACACCAAUGCGGCCAUUCAAAGUUAUCGCAAAGCAGUCGAGGUGAACAUUCGCGAGUAUCGGGCAUGGUAUGGUCUUGGGCAAGCAUACGAAAUAUUGAAGAUGCCAUCGUACAGUUUGUACUACUAUAAAAUUGCACAAGAGUUGCGCCCGUACGAUAGUCGAAUGUUGGUUGCACUUGGUGAAACCUAUGAGAAACUUGAGCAAUAUUCAAAUGCUCUUAAAUGCUAUCAAAGAGCAUACACUGUUGGUGAUAUCGAGGGUAUGACGUUGCUCAAGCUUGGAAAUCUCUAUGAAAAACUUGGCGACAUUGAAAGUGCCGUACCAGUUUACAUCGAAUUUUGCAAAGACGAACGAACAAUCGUCGAUAAGGCAUCAUUAUGCCGUGCUUAUAUUACGCUUGGAAAUUACUAUGAACGAAGUGGCAAGUUUGAUGAGGCCUCACGUUAUGCACACAAAUGUUUAGGAUUCGAUGAUGUUAAAAUUGAAGCUCAGGCACUAUUGAAUACGAUAAAAAAUAAACGAAAUAUUAGUCCAUUGUCACCAACAAUGGAACCAAUCGAUCCGGCUCCGGAAGUUGAAGACCCAUCAGUAUCGCCGUCUACAUCGCAACCAAGCACACGGUCACUUCGUACAUCAAUCAUGCAAAUGUCCAUGGACAUGGAACUAUCGAAUGGUGAAGGCGAUGAUGACAGUGACACAAGCAGCACAGACACAUCCGAAUAAAUUCCAGUUUUCAAUAUUCAUCGAUUCAUUUCAAAAUUGAUUAGUUAUAUACUCGUUAAAAUUAAAUUUUUCUCCACAUAAAAUGUAUUUUUUUUU
This is a messenger RNA of Contarinia nasturtii (swede midge), 2024 nucleotides long. Its product is annotated as cell division cycle protein 23 homolog. Gene Ontology annotation, molecular function: protein binding. The record is from RefSeq and is a predicted model, not a curated record. The coding region runs from base 84 to 1928 and encodes 614 amino acids. NCBI's taxonomy places the organism in Eukaryota, Metazoa, Arthropoda, Insecta, Diptera, Cecidomyiidae. Gene Ontology annotation, biological process: cell division. The transcript has 3 exons. Gene Ontology annotation, cellular component: anaphase-promoting complex.